Etheostoma spectabile (orangethroat darter) is the source of this 4028-nucleotide messenger RNA. It is a transcript of the gene depdc1, whose product is annotated as DEP domain containing 1a. The record is from RefSeq and is a predicted model, not a curated record. Bases 214 to 2760 code for a protein of 848 amino acids. Gene Ontology annotation, biological process: intracellular signal transduction. The transcript is spliced from 12 exons. NCBI's taxonomy places the organism in Eukaryota, Metazoa, Chordata, Actinopteri, Perciformes, Percidae.
GGCGGAUCACGUGACCCGUGAGCCGUCCAAUCCCGUGCCAGAAAAACACGGCUCGUAAUUUUGAACAGAGGGAGAGCAGCCAGGCAGAGCUGUGUAUCAUCAAUGGUGCUAUUCAUUAUAUGGGAGCAAAACAUCGGUUAAAUCCUUCCCUGAGUAAUGGAUAUGUGUACCUCUUGUCAUAUCGGAUGAAGGCAAACGUUUUGCGUGAUAAAUAUGAGUUCUCAUGUUAUCACCCCUGGACCGUACCGGGCCACAAAACUGUGGAAUGAGGUGACUCGUUUGUUUCGGGCUGGCAUGCCCGUCAAGAAACACCGCCAGAACUUCCGGCACCACUCCGCCUGCUUCACCGCCUCUGCCGCUGUGGAUUGGAUGCACCAGCUGCUCCGUAGCAACAGCAAUUUUGGCCCUGAUGUCACCAGGCAGCAGACGGUGCAGCUCCUGAAGAAGUUUCUAAAGAACCACGUCGUCGAAGAUGUGAAGGGUCGCUGGGGCACGGAAGAUUUAGAGGACAACAACACUCUGUACAGAUUCCCCUCCACUUCUCCUCUGAAGCCCAUUCCCUGUCCAGCCUCGGCCCCUGGCUCUAUUAAGAAAAAGUCUUCGUUCAGGGACAAGGAGAGUUUCUUCAGGUUUAGGAGUAUCAAGAAGCAGCUUGAGAAGGAGACACAGGAAAAUGUAGAUCCUGCCCUCCAAGCAGGGGGAGAGAACAAGCCAAUAGGAGAACAGCAGGUGCCGAGACGAGAGCUGACGGUGGAAGAUGAACAGGAGAUCUGGAGAGACAUCACCCUGACCCACCUGCAGAGGAUUCUGGGCGUUGCAUCUCUCAGUGAUGUUUUAGACCAACGUUAUAUAAACCCACAGAACAUCAUCCAUAAUAUGACCAAAGUCAACAAGCAUGGAGUGGUCACACUGGACGACAAGACCAAUGACCUUCCACACUGGGUUUUGUCUGCCAUGAAAAGCCUGGCCAACUGGCCGAAGUACGAUAACGCACAGCCUUCCUAUCCCGGCUUUGAGAGAGAUGUCUUCAAAACGGUGUCUGAUUACUUCUACAGCCUUCCGCAGCCAGUGCUCACAUACGAACUGUAUGAACUGUUUAUCAACGUCCUGGUUUUUUGCGGGUACGUUGCAGCGCCCGCAAAACACCAGGGUGGGAAGCGCAAGAAGCUGGACUUCCCCUCAGUCCCGCCCCCAGCCAAGGCUCCUUUCCGCUCCACAGAAUGUCUCCUACUGUCGCUGCUCAGACAGGGGACAUGUGAUGAGACGGAGUCGCCAAUGAGAGAAGUGAUUGGUGGGCAGCUUCAGUCGCGGCUGGCAGCGCUGGGAGGAGGCGCUGCCAGUGCGGGUGAUGGUCGGUUAGGUGGCAGCUGCACAAGUUUGAGUACCGCUGGUUCUACGAGACCUCGAACCAGGAGUUGCUCACUGGAAACCAUCCUAGAUGACUCUGCCCCGCUCGCCAGGCAACAGCUGUUCCUGUCCAUUGACAACCUGGCAUCCUGCGCCUAUAACAACACGAGCCAGGAUGCCAGCUCUGUCAUCACAACACCCCACAGUCAUACAGACUCUAAAUCUGAAUCCAAAGCACCCCCCUUUACUUGUGAAAAGGCUCCAGGAGGUACAACCAGAAGGUACAGCCGCUCCUUACGGCCGCGCAGCGUAGGUAGCUGUCUGGACAUUGUCAUAGAAACCCGGGAGGAAGAUGACAAGGAGACCAAGUGGCAGGGCCGAGCAGCCAGCUGCCUCAACAUGAACACUCCUGCAGACCAGCAUCACUCCUCUUCUGCUUCACGGCCUCCCUCGUUGCCCUCCUAUCAUCCCUCCUCUUCCUCCUAUCAUCCUUUCUCCCCCUUCUCUUCAUGUGCUUUGGCCAAAGUACAAGGGCCCCAUGCUACUACAGGACCUAGUGGGCCCAGACCCGCCUCCAGUACCUGUAAUCUUUGGCCGCUCCCUGCACCUGCUGUUGCCCGGCGCUGCCUCAGCUCUCUGGAUGUGUCGAAGCCUGUUGCACUAUUCAAUCCGCCUGUCCGUGUGCCCACCAGCAUCUCCCAGCCCCCCCAACCCAAACCUGAGCACAGCCUUCUCCAACCUCAGUGUGAGCGUGUGGCCAUCGAGGCCCUGCAGCUUUGCACCCUCCUCCUCCCCCCCAACUCCCGCAGGAAGUUGCAGCUCCUUAUGAGGAUGAUGUCACGCAUCAGCCAGAAUGUGGACAUGCCCCGCCUCCACCCCGUCAUCGGCACGCGGACACUGAUGGUUCACACGUUUUCAGGCUGUGUCCUGGGCAGCGCUGAGGAGUGUGAUUUGGAUGAACUGUUAGCUACCAGACUGGUGUCAUUUCUAAUGGACCAUCAACACAACAUCCUCUCGGUCCCAGAGUACCUUCUCAGUGCUAUCAAUGACCAUAUACAGUACCUGCGCACGGUACAGGUCCCCAUCGAUGGUGUUCCUAAUGUCGAUGGCAUUGAUCCAGUUUGCGUUCCAGUACCCAUGUACGCGUUCUGCCGUCAAAUUAGCGGCGCAGAGUUUGAACAGCAGAAGCAGGCCUCUUCCCAGAAGGCCAUGGAGGAGUUGCUGGAGAUGCUGCUGACCGACCAAAACAUGAGUGAGAAGGACAGAUGCAAGAAACUAAAGCAGUUUCAGAAGCAGUACCCAGACAUCUACAGUCGUCGGCUCCCCUCCUCGGACGGGACUAACAACAAACCAAAGAUUAAACCUCCACUUCUCAACAUCAAGAAAACCAAAGCAUUCAGCAUCAGGAACUAAACCAACCAUACAGGUUGUCACCAUGAUAGAAGCCGCAGUCGAUUGUCGCUGAACUGUAACUGCACUGAUACUUAGAGAUCUCCUCAUUGCAGCCGUUAACUCUUUCUUGUUACAUUGUUAGUUAUUCCUACCGUAUCUCAUGUACUGUAUGUAGUAAUGUGAGAGUUAAUGCAGACUGGAAGACUUCUACAGUGGUUGAUGUGUGUGUAUUCAUGUGUGUAUGUGUGUGACAGCUGGGUAAGAUGAAGGCAAGUUGACAGUUCAGUCUGCAUUGAUGGCUGUGUUCAAAUAUAAUCUGGUUUUAUUAAGCACGAUGUUUUGGUAAAAUGUUUUUCAGGACCAUCUGUGUUAAUUUGGAACAGUCACAUUUUCUCUCUUCCCAUUUUCUUUUUCCCCUCCUGUCUUCUCUAUUGUUUGUACGUGCGCGCGUGUAUGUGUGCUCCAGAUUGCAUUUUGGGAGAAAUAAAUAUGCAAUUCUAGGAUCACUAGUCCAUGUGGGAAUAUUUAGAUUAUAGAUUUCUUAAUUUAUAUGACUGAUGUCAUUGGGAGCAGUGCUUAGAUACCCUUACUUGAGAUGUUUCUGGUAACUGUUUUAUAGACUUCACUAAACAUAUUAUAUCAUAAUUUCUCAAGUUUAAUAUAAAAUGAUCUUUAGUCUUUAGAAGUGGAACCUUUUUUUCUGAAUUUUCUUUCUUGUCCUUUUGACUCUCUUCUUUCUGUGCUUUUAAAGCAUUUUGUGCAGCAAUGUUUACAGUUUUCUCAUCGAGGAUCUUUUGAUUUUCAGGAUCACAUGUUUUUCCAUAUACAAUUCCAUUAUAUUUAAAUGGAGUUAGCCUCUCCCAGUUUCUCUCAUUCCUUGUGUUUGUGUGUCUCAUCUCGAACCCAUCCCUGUUUAGUUUAUCGGAUAGAGAAAUGUUUUGCACUGGAUUUAGGCAUUUUAAAUGGACAGCAAGGUACAUGUAUACACAUUUAAUGUAUAUGUAGACUCCCUUUACUCAUCAUCUGUAAUGAGAGAAAUUGGUGUCUAAAAGCAUCCAUUCAUUUCAGUGAUGGACGCUAUUCACGAUACAGAACCCAUUUUAUGUCACCUGUCUUAGUUUCAAGCUGUUUUGUUAUUUAUAUCAUAUGAAGUAUUGUGUGUGUGAGAGAGAGAGAGAGAGAUUUUACAGAGGAGUGUUAUAUUGUACGCCUACACAGUUGGGCUCUUCGUCUACGUUGUUUACUAUGCAAAGUCCUGGGAAAUAAAUCUGUUUAGCCGUUUAUUUAUA